AGGAAAUCAAAAUAAGAUACGGCUAUGGAGACCUUCCUUCGUCUCCGCCCCAUAUCCAUCGCCGAUAAAUUCCUCAAUCCGACUACAAAGACCCCGUACCCGAAGUCGCCCUUCAAUACCGCUUUCACGACCCGGAAACCGUAUAGUACGUUGUCGACAUCGAUUACCAGAGCAGGUUGGCUUCUGGGACUCGGAGAAGAGAAGAAGACGAGCUUGCCAGAUAUCGUGAAGUCGGGUGACCCGGUUCUUCACGAACCGGCCAGGGAAGUUGAAAUUGAAGAAAUUGGGUCGGAGCGGAUUCAGAAGAUAAUUGAUGACAUGGUUAAGGUUAUGAGAACGGCUCCUGGAGUUGGCUUCGCUGCUCCUCAGCUUGGAAUACCUCUAAGGAUAAUAGUUUUAGAAGAUACAAAAGAAUAUAUUAGCUAUGCAACUAAGGAAGAGACUAAAGCUCAAGAUAGAAGACCUUUUGAUCUCCUGGUCAUUUUGAACCCAAAGCUUAAAAAGAAGAGCAACCGGACUGCACUAUUUUUUGAAGGGUGCCUGAGGCCUCUCAGAGGACACAAAUCAAAUUUGAAAAGUCAAGCUAGAAAUAAAGGGGAGACUGCUCAACCCAGUGUUGAUGGAUUCAGAGCAGUGGUGGAGCGGUACCUAGAUGUUGAGGUUGCAGGUUUGGAUCGUUAUGGCCAACCCAUCAAAAUAGAUGCUUCAGGCUGGCAGGCCCGUAUUUUACAACAUGAGUGUGAUCAUUUGGAAGGAACUCUUUACGUCGAUAAGAUGAUUUCUAAAACCUUUAGAACUGUAGAAAACUUGGACUUACCUCUUGCUGAUGGAUGCCCCAAGCUUGGUGUUCGCUAGUACUUUGGAGCUGGACAUAAAAUUUGAUAUGCAGUUCCGUGAGGGUUGAUGUUCCAGUACUGCUUCUGGAUGCAAUUGAGCAUGCUGGAAUUCAAGAUUCUUUGCUUAAGAUUGGAAGCUGUAUUUGUGUUAAACUUCAUAACUUGGAGAGUCGUAUUCCAGGCAAUAAGGUAGUGCUUCAAGAAUAGUUCAGCUCGUGUUGUGCAAGUGCUUCAAUAUUGGAAGUUACCAAAAAAAUGCACCACUAAAACUCACUACUGAAUGAGGAGGAUCAUAACUUUUCCUUUAUUUGUUUAUUCGUUUGAUCAUUCCAAAUGAAGCAUUUGUCUUUGUUUCUUUGGAAUUAUUGAAGAUGAAUGUGUUAGCUUGAAAGUUCUAUAAUAAUAGUCUUUUCUCUA
Juglans microcarpa x Juglans regia is the source of this 1253-nucleotide messenger RNA. RefSeq names its product peptide deformylase 1A, chloroplastic. NCBI's taxonomy places the organism in Eukaryota, Viridiplantae, Streptophyta, Magnoliopsida, Fagales, Juglandaceae. The coding region runs from base 25 to 855 and encodes 276 amino acids. The transcript has 6 exons. Gene Ontology annotation, biological process: peptidyl-methionine modification; N-terminal protein amino acid modification. Gene Ontology annotation, molecular function: peptide deformylase activity. Gene Ontology annotation, cellular component: chloroplast; mitochondrion. The record is from RefSeq and is a predicted model, not a curated record.